Messenger RNA from Scedosporium apiospermum, 489 nucleotides. RefSeq lists its product as uncharacterized. The transcript has 3 exons. Gene Ontology annotation, cellular component: cytosol. The record is from RefSeq and is a predicted model, not a curated record. Gene Ontology annotation, molecular function: 8-oxo-7,8-dihydrodeoxyguanosine triphosphate pyrophosphatase activity. Lineage: Eukaryota; Fungi; Ascomycota; Sordariomycetes; Microascales; Microascaceae. The coding region runs from base 1 to 489 and encodes 162 amino acids. Gene Ontology annotation, biological process: dGTP catabolic process.
AUGACCACCAAACCAACAUCGCCAUCGACGACGCCCCACAGUCCCGAAGUCCGUAUAUCCGUCCUCAUCCACAGACGCCUGGAGAGCACCUUCCUCGUCGCCAAAUGCACAGGAACCUUAGGCCAGUUCCGAGCACCGGGCGGAUAUCUCGAGUACGGCGAGACGUUCCUCGCCGCAGCCGAGCGGCUCACGAGGAAGGAAACGGGGCUCGAGGUGCAUGCGCGCCGGGUCGCUGCUGUGGAUGGGGAGGUGAUGGGGGGACUUGGACGUGAGAAGCAUUAUGUGACGAUAUUUGUGGUGUGUGAGCUGCAGGAUGAGGGAGAUGAACCAGAGCUGUGCCAGGUGGUUGAACUCGAGGAGUGUGAAGGGUGGGAGUGGAGGACGUGGGAUCAGUUGAGGAGUGAGCAGGAGAGGGAGAUUGAUAUGCCGCUUGCUAAUUUGUUGGAUCAGAAUCCGAGCGGGGAGAUGUUUCUUCGACGAAGCCUGUGA